CCCUGUACUACCAGUUUUCUGCCCCCCAGGGCCAACAGGUCCAGGUCACCCUGUCCCAGAACAGCCUGAUGUACCCGCUGGCCUCUCUCGACUUCUAUGAUGGUCUCCAGCCCAAGGACAAGCUUCUGGUGUCCUUCAAGACCAAGACACAAGCAUUCCCAGUGACGUCGCCUAGCAACGCUGCUGCUGAUGGUGGCCAGGAACUUCAAUCAGAGGGAAAACUUCAGUCUGGAGUACCAGGCAGUGGACCAAAGUUGCAAUGUUGUGGCAUCUGGAACCAGGGGAGACUACUCUUUGAACCCUGAGGCUGUCCCAGGAACACUGUGUCGCUGGACGAUCAGACCAGCAAGUCAGCAAGGUACCGUGUCUCUCAGGGUUACCAAACUGAGUCUCUCUGUCAAUCAGACUGUUACCAUAUACAGCGGGGUCAUGGAGUACGGUGUGACCUUGGCAACAUUUGACCUGACCAAUAUGGACCAGCAGCUGCCCAAGUUCAGUGCUCCAGCCAGCAAAGGCGUUGAACUGGUGUACAAGUCCAACAACACCUGCAAAAACUGUACUGCUCCAGUCGUCAUGGCAACAUAUGCAGUGUCACAGGAAGUGUGUGGAGGCCUGCUGACCAAGGCAGCUGGACAACUGACCAGCCCAGACUACCCCGGACUCUACCCCCUCAACUCGGACUGUGUCUGGGACGUCACCAACACCACCUCCAACACCACCACCAACACCACAUCGUCACAGCUCUUCUAUCUCUCCUUCAGUGCCUUGCAGCUAGGUCAAGGUCACUUUGUCAGAGUCAAGGACACAAAUAAUGGUACUUCACAGUUGCUGGCACAAUAUGGAGGGAUGGUGAAGCCGAACGACAUCAUUGUGGCAGCAGAGUCAACCAGCGUGGAGUUCACUGCCAGAUCGCCCAAGAAAGGCCCCUUCACCCCUGGACAAGGAUUUGCAGCAAACUACUGGAAACUGGACUGUGGGGGAAACUUCACCACAAGCUCCUCAACUGGGCAGUUCCAUAGUCCAGGCUACCCCAAACCUGUCGCGAAAAGCUCACUGUGUGUGUGGAUUGUAGAGUUACCUGCCCAUGGGAACAACAGCACUGUGCGCAACUCGGUUCAGUUCAAGUUGACAGUCACAAGCACAGACAAGAAGCAGCUUGAUUUGCUGGCCAUCCAUGACGGAGGGUCCAUUAGCAACCCGCUGUUGCCAGUUGUGUUCAAGAAGACUCAGACUGGAAAUAUCAUUGCCCGCACCAACACCAUCCUAGUGAUGUACAACUACACUGCUACCAAAGCCCAGGACGGAACCGGAAUGGGAUUCUCUCUUGACUUCAGUGCCUUCAGUUGCAACAGGAGCCGGCAGUGCGGUGGGGACGGAAUCUGCAUCCACCCAGACUGGGUGUGUAACGGAGUGGACGACUGCGGGGACAUGACAGAUGAGAGGAACUGUAACGGCACCGGCCCUGCUGACCGCUCUGGUCUGGUGCACUCGUACUGGGUACCCGUGUGUAUCAUCUUGGGGCUGCUGUUCGGGGUCAUCCUGGCCUUCGUCAUCCCCGCCAUCUACCGCAGGAUCAAGUACCCCAACUACAGCCAGCUGCGGGACCUCAGCGCCCCUGUCGUCACAUAAUCACCUUCACCUUCUGACCUUCACAUUCUUGCAAGCUUUUCUCAGAAAAUAUUAUUGCUUCAGCUGAGUGUUUACUUAGCACAUUCACAGAGUAUUGCUACCAAAGAAUGAGAUUUUCUUUAACUUAAAGAUUAGUGAUGAAGAGAGAACUGUUUCCUAUGUUAUUGUUUGCUUUACAGUUUUACGGUAGCUUACGUACUAUUUUAAUUCGUGUUAGCAACUACUGACAAAUGGACAUCAAUGAAUAUUUUUACAACAGAAACAGAUAUCUUUUCAAGAUGGAUGGUAUUUUUGUAGACCUGCUUUGUGUCAGUCUGUAAUCGGUAGUGUGGAAGUCCUUUCACAGGUAGGUUAUUUAAAACACAGUAGAGUUGAUUCAUGUUUGAACUAAUAUUGUUUUGGGUUGUUUUGCUAGUUUUUGUCUCAUGUUGGCAUGGUGGGUAUUUCAGCCUUCCUAAACCUAUGGUCUCCCUGGUAACAACACACGGAAGGUGCUUCAUUAUUAGAUGAGCAUUUCAGAAAUGUUUGUUUCACAUUGUGUACUCACCGUGUUGAGGUGCUGCCUGGAUCAGUGUCAUGACGGAUACCACCCUAGCACAUUGGCG
Haliotis rubra (blacklip abalone) is the source of this 2234-nucleotide messenger RNA. RefSeq names its product cubilin-like. NCBI's taxonomy places the organism in Eukaryota, Metazoa, Mollusca, Gastropoda, Lepetellida, Haliotidae. Gene Ontology annotation, molecular function: protein binding. Bases 190 to 1629 code for a protein of 479 amino acids. The transcript has 10 exons. The record is from RefSeq and is a predicted model, not a curated record.